Zerene cesonia (dogface butterfly) is the source of this 1955-nucleotide messenger RNA. Its product is annotated as dibasic-processing endoprotease-like. The transcript is spliced from 4 exons. The record is from RefSeq and is a predicted model, not a curated record. NCBI's taxonomy places the organism in Eukaryota, Metazoa, Arthropoda, Insecta, Lepidoptera, Pieridae. Bases 32 to 562 code for a protein of 176 amino acids.
CUCUAACUCUCGCUGUCGCCCCCAGCCGGGUAUGGAGUUCGUGUUGACGUACUACGACGAGCCGGCGGUGGGCGGCAUGCCGGGCGGCGUGGCCGCGUGGGCGUCGAGCCGCGCGGCGCCCGACUACCUCAACAAGAUGAGGGGCGCGGCGCUGGGCUACCGGCGCUGGGCCUCGCAGCGCGGCAAGGAGGAUAUACCAGAUUUUACACCUUUCGGCCCCGAUCAAGUUAGCUACGAGGAGAAGAGUGAACAGAUAAGAGAGCAGGAUAUGGAGUCGUCCAAGGAAGGUCCGGACCUUGAAAACGGCGUCGACAAGAAGGACAAAGGCACGCAGACUGAAUUAUCCGAUGUGCCGUUGGAGGAGGAGGUCGUUCUAGUGAAAUUUAAAAACAAAGAAGAGGACGGAGAGGAGACGGCGCCAGAGGAGCGGGAGUCGAGCGAGCCGCAGGAAACGAAGGGGGAGGAAACGCCCGUGCGAGAGGGAGACGGCAACAAGGAAGAGGGAGAUAGCAACAACGGCAGCUGGUGGAGAUAUUUAUAUCCUUUUUAUUAUUUUGUAUAAAUUAAAAUGUUGAGAACCACUGUCUUAUUUGAUUUAACAAAUUGAAGUGCAAACUAUGCAUCUAUCAAUGACAACACAUUGUAAAGGCAUCGCCACACAUUCGGACAAUAUAAGCAAUCGUGUGAAUCUAUAGUCUGUAUGGAUUAUUAGUUUGAUGGAAAUGUAAGUAAAAUCAAAUUAAACACGUUAAGACAUGUUGUAUUUUUGUAUGUAUGAUAUCGUCUUAAUAUAUAUAUUUUCUUUUUACUUACACUUCCCAAGUUGUUAAUUGUUGGACAUUUCGGUUAGGAAAGGUUUGCUUCGCUUUAAGGGUAAAUAAAAAAUAUUAAUACUUAGGGGGUAGUUACGAAAUUUAGAGAUUAUAUUAUUGUUAUAAAAAUUUAUGAUCAAUGCAAUUAAUUAAUGGCGAUAAGAAAUAAAUUAAUUGUUAAAAUUGUUGUUUUUAAUGAAUUGUCGAGGUCGUUGAUUCGAUUCUCGGCGGACUUUAGAUGUAUGUGGGUAGUUUACAAAAUAUGCAUAUAAAACUCGGGCUGUACAAAAGUGUUUUGUUUCAAAAGAAUUAUAAUAUAUUUAUUAUUUCAAAAUAAUAUAAUCGAAAUGAAAUGUAAAUAUUAUUAAAAUGCGAUUGCAAUAUCAAAUUACCCGCAUAAAUUAUAUAUAUGCGGGUAGUUUUGAUUAAGAAAAAAAAAAUAACUGCAAUAUAAGAAAAUGGUUUUUCCAUAGAGUUCUAUAAACAUACAGUAAUGUUAUAUUAUUUAAAAAUAUCGUGCUUGAGUGAGUAUAAGUCAGCAUUUUGUCCUAGUAACUUCGAGUUUGUAGUUUUUAGUAUUGCGGAGAGUCUAGUGCCAUUUACAUUGGAAUGACCUAUUAAUUUCUAUUUGGACCUAUUUUGGCAUGCAGAUACAUGUUAUGAUGUAGGCAUCCGCUAAAAAAGGAGAUUGAUAAAUUCUACUCUCAAGGAGAUAAAAUAGGGGAUGAAAGAUUGUAUGAAAAUUUAUUAAGACCCCGCGGGCAACAUAAUAUAUUUAUAGUAAAUCCUCACAAUUCAAAUUUGUAUUAUUCUAUUUGAAUUAAAAACAUGUUCCAUUGAAUAAGACCAAAGAAAAUUAUCGUCUCAUUAAAAAAACUCUUCAACCACUAACAGUAGAAAGUUGAAGUAUGGAUAUAGGACUAUGUUACAGUUAAGUCCCGUUUUCCGUUAUAUCGCGUUUUUCCACUUCUAUAGUUUUUACUAAAUACUUUCUUACAACUAGUUCUAACUAGAUUUAAAUUACAAAGUUAUAUACUAAAUUUUCUUUAAAUAUCAAAGAAAUCGCGUUUAACGGAUAUCGGUAACUUAUAUAAUAAUAUAGAGCAGAAGAGUGUUUGUUUGGACGCGUUAAUCUCGGGAAAA